Molecule: messenger RNA, 1075 nt
Organism: Eupeodes corollae
Lineage: Eukaryota; Metazoa; Arthropoda; Insecta; Diptera; Syrphidae
Product: trypsin zeta-like
Exons: 1
Coding region: 29-838 (269 amino acids)
Biological process (GO): proteolysis
Molecular function (GO): serine-type endopeptidase activity
Source: RefSeq, a predicted model, not a curated record
UGACUUCUGUUCAGUUUACAUAUUCAGCAUGUUACGUUUAUUUUUAAUAUUAACCACGGUUUUUGCAUUAACUGCUUCUUCAUUCAUUCCUGCUGAAAAUUCCAAGUCCAAGGAUGAUCUCAGUGGUAGAAUUGUGGGCGGAAAGUUGACCGAUAUUUCCAAACAUCCUCACCAGAUUUCAAUGCGAUACAAAGGAUGCACUACAUGCUCGUUUAACCAUCGCUGCGGAGGAAGCAUUGUAACACCAAACAUUAUCCUUACCGCAGCUCAUUGUGUGAAUACCAUAAAGGAUGCAAAGCUAUUGCAUGUCGUCGCUGGUUCGAAUGAACGUAAUGGACAUGGAUCAAUCGUACCAGUUAAGAAGAUUAUUUAUCAUGAAGAUUAUCAGAAAAAUGUGCGUUAUGAAAACGACAUUGCCAUCUUAGUUCUUGAAAUCGAGUUAGUAUUAAACGAUUACGAUAUAAAGACUAUUAAAAUGACGGAGAAACGACCAUCCCAGAACGAGAUCUCACAAAUAACAGGUUGGGGCACCACAACACAAGGAGGCUAUCCGUCUGAUUUCCUUCUUGAAGUUGACGUUCCUAUUGUUUCCAAUGCGGAUUGCGAAUCACGUUACGGAAUUGGAAGAAUAAAUCAAAGUAUGCUUUGUGCCGGAGCUGUUAAGGGCGGUAAGGACGCUUGUCAAGGAGAUUCUGGUGGUCCAUUGUUGGUGAAUGGUGUUCUGGCAGGAGUUGUGUCUUGGGGUAAUGGUUGUGCACGACCUGAAUACCCAGGUGUGUAUGCCAGUGUAGCAGAUUUGAGAACAUGGAUUGACGCAACCAUUAAAGCCAACUCGUGAUUUUUAAAAAUUUAAUAAAUAGUUUUUUUUUAACUUUAAAUUGAUGUUUUCUUUAGUAAAUUUUGAGCAUAUUCAUUUAUGGAAUAUUUUUGAGAACCGAAAUUAUAAAAAUUGAAAAAUCUAUAAAUUGGUAAUAUUUGGAUUGAGGAAUCUUUUUAAAAAUUAUAAUUCCGGUUUUAAUCGAGGUAAACAAUAUGUUCAAUUUCAUAGGGCGGAAAUAAAAUAUUGAUUUGUUGA